Molecule: messenger RNA, 1963 nt
Organism: Drosophila kikkawai
Lineage: Eukaryota; Metazoa; Arthropoda; Insecta; Diptera; Drosophilidae
Gene: Spn28Dc
Product: Serpin 28Dc
Molecular function (GO): serine-type endopeptidase inhibitor activity
Source: RefSeq, a predicted model, not a curated record
CGGACACAUUGCGUCUAACCCGAUUAUAUAUAUAUAUACAUAUAGAAUAUAUAUAUAUAUAUAUUUAAAGCUAUAUAUAGGUUCCGUGUGCGUUCAAGAUUAUUAGUGGAUUGUUACAAAAUGUGGCGCUUGAUUCUGGCCUUCCUGUCGCUGAGCGUGGUGUGCUGCCAGUCGGAACUGUUUCGGGAUGAUAUCAGAUCGCCAGAGAACGUAGCCAACGUGCACCGCCUGAUAGAGGAGAAGAGGCAGCGCGAGGAGCAGCAGCAGAGGCCACAGGAUGUACGCCAGCCACAGGUGCAGGUGGUACCAUCUGUACAGCACUCGGAGCUACAUCCAGAUCAGCAACUUCAUCAAGCUCCAUCCGUGCCCUUCCCAACGCUGGCGCCUCUGCAAUCCCCCAGUCUGGUUAGCGGCUUUGCCAGCCAGAGCGAUCCCGUCAAUCCCCGCUUCGGAGCCAGCGCCAUUAAGCAGCCUUAUCCCAUAAGUUCUGGACUUGGAGCCACGCACGUCGAUCUGGCUACCUCGGAGCAGAUUUCCCGAUCUGUUCUGCUUUUCGCUUACAACUUGGGACAGCAUAUGGGUAUAAGGAAAACCGAGAUCUUCUCGCCGCUGAGCAUUGUUCAUUCACUGGCGCUGCUCUAUCUGGGCGCCAGGGAACGUAGUUACAAUGAGCUGGCCGCGGUCUUCAAAAUCGAGGACACCAACAAGUUGCACCAACAGUUUGGCCUGAUGCUGCAGGAUUUGCAGCAGCCCACCCUGGAUCAGGUGUCUCCCGGCCGUCCUCUGACCAACUGGCGGGCCACAAGUCCGAUGCGGGCGAACCGCAAGUCCCAGCGACCGGGAGCCCAUGAAGUGCACCUGGCCAACGGAUUAUUCACAGCCACCGGCUUUACGCUCAACCCUGACUACAGGACGGUGCUCACCGAGCUGUACGGAGCCGAGCUGGAAGUGCAGGACUUCGAGGGCAAUCCGGCGACAUCCACGUACAACAUUAACCGCUGGGUGGCCGAGCACACGCGAGGCCAUAUUAAGAACAUCAUUGCCAGCGAGAUCCCGCAAAGCACGCGGAUGAUCCUAGCCAACGCCCUGUACUUUAGGGGCUUCUGGGAGACGGAUUUCAUUGAGUCGGCCACGCGACCGGACAACUUCUAUCCCAAUGGCGAGGGAACGCAGCCGGUACUGAGGGUGCAGCUAAUGGCCACCGGUGGCACCUUCCCGUACCACGAAGAUGAACAGUUGGGCUGCCGAAUCAUUGGACUGCCCUACAGGGGAAACCUGAGCACAAUGUACAUCAUCCAGCCGCUGAAGUCCUCAAAGGUUGAGUUGAUGGCCCUGCAAAGGCGUUUGUCGCCGGAAAGGAUCGAGGAGCUUAUCAGCAGGAUGUACAGGCGAUCGGCCAUUGUGGCCAUACCCAAAAUGCACCUCACCGAGUCCGUCAAUCUGAAGACUAUGAUGCAGAAUAUGGGUCUGGGCGGAAUCUUUAGCACCGUAGAAAAUGAUCUCUCCCUGAUCGCCUCACACGAGACUCGAGCUUCAGCUCGUCGACGUGCCGUCACCACAAAUUCCCUAGGCGGUAACAGUCUGCAGAAUCUGGAGGCCCAGCGAAGGGCGCCGGGUGGAGCACACUCCGAUCUGGUCGUCGACGACAUUGUUCACAAGGUGGACUUCAAUGUCAACGAGCAGGGAACUGAGGCGGCGGCAGCCACCAUCACCUAUCUAAAGAAAUCCGGCCCGGAUGUGAUCUUCCGGGUGGACACUCCGUUCAUGGUGCUGGUGCGUCACGAUCCCACCAAGCUGGUGCUCUUCUACGGCCUCAUCAAUGAGCCACCGGCGACUUAUUAACAUUAAGCUAAAUCUUAAUUAGUUAAGCACUAGUUGCUAAGUUCGUUGACUCUAGUUAGGAAGCCCAUUAAUCAUUUUAAAUGAUGCAAAUAAAUUAAAUCAUAAUUAUAAUAUAGGAAAA